AUAAUCAUCUCUGGGGCAAGUCAAAGUGGGAUAGAACCUCCCUGACUCCUCCCAAGGUGAGCAACCUUGGCAGGGAGUGACUUCUUCUCACCUGCCCUGCAUGGGUGCAUGUGUGUGGGGGCUAAGGUGCCUAUGUCUUUCUCAGGAGGGUCUCAUCUCCUAGGACCCCAAUUCUUCAACUAGCUGGUCUCUGCCCAGACUCCACAAGUUGCCUGUUCACCUCGGCCUUCAUCUGCUCAGCCCCAGGAUCUGGCCAGGUGCAAGGGCACUCACCUGUGAGGUGAGGUAGCAGCAGCAGCAGCGAUGCCGGACCCCGCGGCGCACCUGCCCUUCUUCUAUGGUAGCAUCUCACGUGCCGAGGCUGAGGAGCACCUGAAGCUGGCAGGCAUGGCCGAUGGGCUCUUCCUGCUGCGUCAGUGCCUGCGAUCGCUGGGUGGCUAUGUGCUGUCACUGGUGCACAAUGUGCGCUUCCACCAUUUUCCCAUUGAACGCCAGCUCAAUGGCACAUAUGCCAUUGCGGGCGGAAAGGCACACUGUGGCCCAGCCGAACUCUGUGAGUUCUACUCCCGAGACCCAGAUGGGCUACCCUGCAACCUGCGCAAGCCCUGCAACCGGCCAUCAGGCCUUGAGCCACAGCCGGGGGUGUUUGAUUGUCUGCGUGAUGCCAUGGUACGUGACUACGUGCGCCAGACAUGGAAGUUGGAGGGCGAGGCCCUGGAACAGGCCAUCAUCAGCCAGGCCCCCCAGGUGGAGAAGCUCAUUGCCACAACAGCCCACGAGCGGAUGCCAUGGUACCACAGCAGUUUGACACGCGAGGAAGCCGAGCGCAAGCUCUACUCGGGCGCUCAGACUGACGGCAAGUUUCUGCUGAGGCCCCGCAAGGAACAGGGUACGUAUGCCCUGUCCCUGAUCUACGGGAAAACCGUGUACCACUACCUCAUCAGCCAGGACAAGGCAGGCAAAUACUGCAUCCCAGAAGGCACCAAGUUUGACACGCUCUGGCAGUUGGUGGAAUACCUGAAGCUGAAGGCAGAUGGGCUCAUCUACUGCCUGAAGGAGGCCUGCCCCAACACCAGUGCCAGCGCUGCCGCAGAGGCUGCUGCUCCCACACUCCCGGCCCACCCAUCCACCUUUUCCCAAUCUCAUAGACGGAUGGACACCCUCAACUCAGAUGGGUACACUCCAGAACCAGCACUAGGCAUAGCAUCCCCAGAAAAGCCGCGGCCGAUGCCCAUGGACACAAGCGUGUACGAGAGCCCCUACAGUGACCCUGAGGAGCUCAAGGACAAGAAGCUCUUCCUGAAGCGCGAGAACCUCCUGGUGGCCGACAUUGAACUUGGCUGUGGCAACUUUGGCUCCGUACGCCAGGGCGUCUACCGCAUGCGCAAGAAGCAGAUUGACGUGGCCAUCAAGGUGCUGAAGCAAAGUACUGAGAAGGCGGACAAGGAUGAGAUGAUGCGGGAGGCGCAGAUCAUGCACCAGUUGGACAACCCCUACAUCGUGCGGCUCAUCGGCGUGUGCCAGGCCGAGGCGCUCAUGCUCGUAAUGGAGAUGGCAGGGGGCGGGCCCCUGCACAAGUUCCUGCUGGGAAAGAAAGAGGAGAUCCCUGUCAGCAACGUGGCUGAGCUGCUACACCAGGUGUCCAUGGGGAUGAAGUACCUGGAAGAAAAGAACUUUGUGCACCGGGACCUGGCGGCCCGCAAUGUCCUGCUGGUCAACCGGCACUAUGCCAAGAUCAGUGACUUUGGCCUUUCCAAGGCACUGGGUGCCGAUGACAGCUACUACACGGCCCGCUCAGCGGGGAAGUGGCCACUCAAGUGGUAUGCACCUGAGUGCAUCAAUUUCCGCAAGUUCUCCAGUCGCAGUGAUGUGUGGAGCUAUGGGGUCACCAUGUGGGAGGCCUUCUCCUAUGGCCAGAAGCCCUACAAGAAGAUGAAGGGCCCCGAGGUUUUGGAUUUCAUCAAGCAGGGCAAGCGAAUGGAGUGUCCCCCCGAGUGUCCACCUGAGAUGUACACACUCAUGAGCGACUGCUGGAUCUACAAGUGGGAGGACCGUCCAGACUUCCAGGCCGUGGAGCAGCGCAUGCGGACCUAUUACUACAGCCUGGCCAGCAAGGGUGAGGGGGCCCCAAGAGCUGGCCAGGGAGCCGAGGCCACCUGCGCCUGAGCUUCCCACCAGCGCUGGACUGCAGACUGCCUGGCCCUGGGACUCGCAGUUGCGCUUCUCUCCACCAAAGGGUACCCCAGGCACGGCGGUCCCCAGGUGGCCUGCUUCCGGAGGAGACCGGGGAUCGGGGU
Molecule: messenger RNA, 2297 nt
Organism: Ochotona princeps (American pika)
Lineage: Eukaryota; Metazoa; Chordata; Mammalia; Lagomorpha; Ochotonidae
Product: tyrosine-protein kinase ZAP-70
Exons: 13
Coding region: 304-2166 (620 amino acids)
Biological process (GO): intracellular signal transduction; cell differentiation; cell surface receptor protein tyrosine kinase signaling pathway
Cellular component (GO): cytoplasm; extrinsic component of cytoplasmic side of plasma membrane
Molecular function (GO): ATP binding; non-membrane spanning protein tyrosine kinase activity; signaling receptor binding
Source: RefSeq, a predicted model, not a curated record